AGCGAUGAUGUUUUCUCCACGAGUGUGGCUACUGGUGGUAGCCGUAACUGUGUAUUUUAGUGGCGAUUUGGCCCAAGCUACAUUCACCAUGCUACCGGCAGCCCAUACCACUGCCAUCGCCGGGGAGACGAUCACGCUAAACUGUUCAGCUCUGAGCUCGUCGGGCAUUGAAAUAAUCUGGUCCAAGGGACGAAUCCACUUGACGUACCGCAUGAAACUAUCGAAGGGUCUCGACAACGACGUGCGCUCUCGGUACUCGCUCACUGGAAACAAAACUGCCGGAGAGUUAAACUUGAGAAUCGAGAACGUAAAGAAAGCAGACGCCGGUGAUUAUCAAUGCUUAUACACCGGGGAACAUGGCGGGGAGACAUCACCACCGGCGACUGUGACAGUUUUGGUACCACCAAGGGCCGAGUAUCCUCUAUGUCACGUGCGAGCCCAGGCAGCGAUCAGCGGGACACCUAGCACUCUCUGGCCCGGUAAAGGUGCCGAGUUUACCUGCCAAUCCUCCGGCGGAGACCCACCGGCCUCGCUGCAAUGGCUGCGUGGAAAUCAUUCGAUACUCGAACCGCAGACAUCCAAUAUAGUGUACGAGAGGAUACUACUCCCUGAGGACAACGGUGUGGAGUUUACAUGUGUGGCGACGAGUCAGGCCUUGCGGCAGCCGAGGAUCUGCACCGUGAUGCCCAUGAGGAUCCCGCCCGUCGUGCAAGUCAAACCGUUAACACGGAUGAUCAUACCGGGAGAUAACGCAACGUUCCACUGCGAGGGGAGUGCCAUUCCGCACGUAGAGUCCUACUCGUGGCGCGUUGCCGGUCGAGAUGUCCCCGACGAUCAUCCCGACUAUUCAUUCGCCAACCAGAGACGACUUUUAACCCUUCACGACGUCAAAUCAUCCCACGAUAAGAUCGAGGUGUCGUGCAAGGCAAGUACCCCUACUGGUAUCUCUAAAAGUGCCUCCGUAAACAUGAUCGUGACGAGGAUCUACGUGCCACCACCGACCGAAACGCCCACCGGCGUUGAAUUCACCCCAACACCUCCUCAAGAAGGUCCUGGCGGUAGACCAAAGGUAAACGAUAAUGAUAUAGAUAGCAUGAUAAACGGUGAACUCUUUAUGAUAAUCAUAACCAUCUUCGGAGCCUUAGUGGUCUUGUUACUUAUCCUGGCCGUCGUGAUGGGUUGCUGGGCGCUGAAUGCUAAAGGAAAGCGACCUCAGACACAGAAGAGACCUAGGGUUGAGUACCACGAGUCAACGAGUAACACCAUCGACAUGGAUCCUCUACCGCUCCCUACUCAGCUCAUCUACGAGCCACCAACCACCAUCUCAUCCGACCCAGUGGUCAUCCCAACCCCGCCCAACGCAGCUAACAACGAGGACGCACCGGGCUACAUCUCGCAGCUCUACUCCACCCUGGACAACAACCGGCUGCCGGCCAGGACCGCGUUCGUCGGCUUCUCCGACCGUCCCGUAGCGCAGAUUACUCCCACGCAAGGCGUGGCAUCCACGCUACCGAGAAUGAGCAAGAUUGACAAACCCACCGGUGUGAGCAAGCCAACGAUCAAAGAGUGCCCUCCGUCAUUUACCAUUCCAGAAGAAAACGAUUCACAUCCCGAAAAAGAUACCGACCUCAAAAAGGAAGAGAAGAAAUAAACAGUAUUUAU
This is a messenger RNA of Asterias rubens (European starfish), 1662 nucleotides long. Its product is annotated as MAM domain-containing glycosylphosphatidylinositol anchor protein 2-like. Gene Ontology annotation, cellular component: cell-cell junction. Bases 5 to 1651 code for a protein of 548 amino acids. Gene Ontology annotation, molecular function: cell adhesion molecule binding. The record is from RefSeq and is a predicted model, not a curated record. The transcript has a single exon. Gene Ontology annotation, biological process: cell-cell adhesion. NCBI's taxonomy places the organism in Eukaryota, Metazoa, Echinodermata, Asteroidea, Forcipulatida, Asteriidae.